Molecule: messenger RNA, 2213 nt
Organism: Pneumocystis murina B123
Lineage: Eukaryota; Fungi; Ascomycota; Pneumocystomycetes; Pneumocystales; Pneumocystaceae
Exons: 9
Coding region: 45-2213 (722 amino acids)
Biological process (GO): DNA recombination; mismatch repair; DNA double-strand break processing
Cellular component (GO): nucleus
Molecular function (GO): 5'-flap endonuclease activity; 5'-3' DNA exonuclease activity
Source: RefSeq, a predicted model, not a curated record
AAAAAGUCUUUAUAGAAUAGAAAUAAGGAUAGGAAUAAGGCAGAAUGCCUAUUAAAACAAUUGAUUCAUAUACAGAAGAAUAUAAGCUUUUUAAUUAUCAGCCAUUAAGUGUUUUAAAGGAUUGUCGUAUUGGUAUUGAAGCAAGUUAUUAUUUAAAACAGCUUGUAAAUCAUCUUCCUAUUAAGGAUCCAUUAAUUCAUGCAACGGCGUCAAUACCAGUUGGUUUAAAGACUCGAAUAUUACGUGAUCUCAGCAUUUUAGAACAAAAUAAGAUUGAGCCAUUUUUUGUUUUUGAUGGAUUACGUUUAACAUGUAAAAACAAAAAGGUUCCUGACGAGAAUUAUUUUAAAGUGUGUGAAGAGGCAUGGAAAAGCUAUAGUGAGGGGAAAUUUCAACAAGCAUCUAAUGAAUUUGGGCAAUUAGCUAAUAUUGAAAUUUCGUCUUUAUAUAAAACAUUAAUCAAUAUUCUCUUGGAAAAGAAGAUGGAGUUUUUAGUUGCUCCGUAUUUAUCUUGGGCUCAAUUAGCUUAUAUGAUAGAAACAACUCAAUCCCAUAUUGAUGCGAUUUUUGGGUCAAGUAACAUAUUAUUGUUUAAUGUCGAUCGUUUGAUUAUUAAUUUUGAUUUUGAUUAUUUAAUUUUUUCUUGGUUAGAUAAACAAACUAUUCUUUCAAGUUUGGGCGGAAUUACUAAUGAGCAGUUUUUGGAUAUAUGUAUACUUUUAGGAUCAGAUUUUUGUCCUACUUUUCCCCCACUUGAGAUGAUUUUUCAAGUAAACGGUGAUGUUUUUAGAUUUUUACAAGAUGCCAUUAAGAUAUUUAAAUCUGGGAUUAACACGAUUCUAAAUUAUCGUCAUACCUUUCUAACGAAAUAUUCGGAUUAUUUGGACUCUUUUUUUAAGGCUGUUUGCAUAAUUAAAUAUCAUAUUGUUCUUAUGGAAAAUGGUAAAUUAUUACCACUUAAUGAAUCAGAUGCACCAAGUGAUAUUCAUGAAUUUAUUAGCACAAGACUUCCAGAAGAAAUAUAUUUUUAUCUUUCAAGAGGAAUAAUUGGACCUCAUGUUAUAAAUAUUCUUAUAUCAGGCAUGUUACUAGAAAAUACGCCUAUGGAUACCAGUGAUAUUCAAGAAUAUAAAGAUUUUUUGGAUAAUAUAUUUGUAAUACAAACUCAAUCUUUAAACCUUCUUACUCAGCCCCUUCAUCGAUUUUAUCAAGCAAAAAAUAUAUCUGCCUAUUAUUGGUUUGAGCCGGAUCAAGAACAUAAAAUCUCUCACAAAAUGACACCAAGUAUUUAUGAGUUAGUAAAAACAUGGAUGAUUAAAGAGGAUAUUGUUAAUCAGAUAAAAAUGACUAUACCUGAAAAUAAAAUAAAUUUUUUAAGUUUUUUUAAAUAUCUUUCUGAUCCUAAAAUAUCUAAGGAGUCAGUUUCUGAAAAAACAGAUAAUAAUAUAAUGCAAAGUAAUGAACAAAUAUUAUCUAGCAUAUAUGGAAAAUUUUUUCAAUUAAGAUCGUUUAUAAAUAAUGAUCAUUCCCUUUCAGCAUGGGGUUUAGCUUUGUUGGAUUCAUUAAAAAUAUGUCAUGAAAGUCAGCAAAAUUCAGUCGUUCUAAUAUUUGAGUUAUUACGAUUAAAAACUUUUAGACAAGGCAAUUUAUUUACUACAUACCAAAAAGAAUCACCUGAAAAAAACGAAGAAAUAUCUUCUUUUAUAGCAUUAAUAUCACGAGUGGCGUGCUUAUCUGUUUUACACCAGAAAGAUGUAGCAUGGACGGGUCCUUUGAGUAAAGAGUUGUUUGUUUUCAAUUCUUUCAUAAAAAUUCUUUUACAAACAAUAAGAAAUUUUGUAGAAAUGAUAACAGCUUCUUUAUUUAUGAACCAAGAUGCAAAUAGAGAGCGAGAUGAUUGGUUAGAAUUUACUAGACUUCUUCCAUUUAAUAAUGAAUAUGAUAUUACAAUGGGCGUUGUAAUAAAAACAUAUUUAGAGAAAAUAAUUACUUAUGAAAAUCCUACAAGUGAGGAUUCUAAAAAAAAGGCGAUUGAAUAUUUAAAAUCUACUUUUAUAAGUGCUGAAAAUAUCGAAGAGGAUAUUGUGAAAUUUAGAUAUUUAUGGAAUUCGAUUGUUUAUGGGAUAAAAGUGGCGGAUAUAUUGGGAGUAGUUGACAAGAUAGAAUCGGAUAGAUUUUUAAAGGCAAAUAAUUGGCUACAGGAACGAAUUUAA